Messenger RNA from Protopolystoma xenopodis, 243 nucleotides. NCBI's taxonomy places the organism in Eukaryota, Metazoa, Platyhelminthes, Monogenea, Polystomatidea, Polystomatidae. The record is from the annotation of a GenBank genome assembly.
GAGCAUUUGGCCCGCCAGGAGGAGUUUGUGCAGGCAGUACGCCGGGUGGAUCGCAUAGAGACUAGUGUGGUGAGCAUUGUGAACAAGAUUGAUAUGGUACUGCAACGCUUAGAUACAAUUGAAGAGGCUCGGGCUCGAAGACGCGAAACGAUGUCGCAACUCUUAAAUUCAAUCGGAGAGCUCCAAUUUUCUGACAUCUUUUCUGUCGCAUUUCUGCUAUCCUUCGGCGCCUUGAUUCUCUAA